CCCGGCGCCGCCUGCGCCGCUCUGCCGCGGCCCGGGGAGCGCUGUGGUCGAGGCGCUCGGCAGUGGAGGCCGGAGCGCGGGGCCGGCGCUGCCGGGCGAGGGAGUGCUUCACCCCCGCCUCCCCCUCGAGCCACCCGUGUGAUCUUGCUGAUCCUCCUGGAGAAACGGACUCUGCUCAGAUACACGAAGUUGCAAUGUAUUUGGAUCAGAAAGAGGGUUCGCGUCUCCUCUCCACGCUCUGUAUCUCUUAGUCCCCCCUGGCUCUUCUCGCCUUGCUGCACCCUCAGAAACACCCAGGCAGUGUCUUUGUAUCCCUUCACAUCUGUCCCCUCAGCGCUAGUGCUGCAGAGGUACAGAAAUGCAGCCCGCGCUGAUAGAUGCUGCUCACAAGAGAGGUACCACAAAUUAAACCCUGUAGAUAUUUCAACUUUAGUUCCCUAGUAGAAUAUUUUUUUUCCGUAAAGGACUGUCAGCAGCUUUUGGGGUGCUGAGGCAAUAGGCGGAUGUCCUAGCCUAACUAGUUAAUUUGAUCUACUGUCUUUCUCCUGACACAGCCUUAAAGGGAAGUUUUGGAUUACAGCAGGAACAAGAACAGUGUUCCUUAAAAAAACCUGACAGCUCUAAGGUCAGGCUAAAUAUAUUGAAAAACAAUUGUUGAAGACUAAUGUAUUUGCAGGUCUGGUUCCUAAAUAGAUUAAAUCUAAUCUUAAAAUAAUUUUAAAUUAGGGUUGUGGGUUUUUUUUCUUUUGUUUUUGAGCUUUGCUAUACAAUGUUUCCAGACUUUCCUAAACAACCAAAGUGGUUAGAAAUUUGUUUGACAUUAAAAAGGACAGAUUUUUUAUAUAGCUUUAUUUUUGAAAACUAGAUUACUUGAGUUUGAGGACCUAAAAAUACGAUCCAGCAAUUGUGUAGCUCUAUUAAGUGUCACAUUCACACUCAUAGAAGCUUAAUUGAAGCCACAUUUCCAGGUACUGUGAAACAAAUUGUGAAGGUACAUUGUGUUCUUUUAUCUCAGCCUAUUUUUUAUCUAUAUCUAUAUAUCUAUCUAUCUAUAUGUCUUCCACACACAUACAUAUAUUUAUCUGUAUCUACCUUAAAAUAGUAUUCUGUUGUGGAUGAGGGAUGGAUCAGUUAAAAUAAAGGUAUUCCCAAUAUUUCCCAAUUCCCUAGCCAAAUUACAUCAACAACAAAUUACAUCAACUCUCAAGAGCAUAGAGGUUUGCCUGAAAGAAUAGAAAUAGUCUCAGGUAGAGAAGUCAGCACAAAGCAACAAGCUGGCCAUUUCAUGCAGGUCUCAUCACUGUCCUUUGUGAAGAAGCAUGGAAUAGAACUAGCAUUUAAAUGUGAUUUCAUUCCUGCAGGAAGUUGAGCCUACUUAGUCAAAGCUAAUUUUCAGGCUUUUUUUAUUCUGCAUUUGUUGAAAUAGCCCGGUGGACACAUAGCGUAGUUAGAAUUUUCUCAAACCAAAGUUUCUUACAAGCCCUGACACUUUCUAAACCUAGCUGAGGUUAUUAGCCUAGCUGAGGAUAUUUUCUUGACACUUGGACCCACAUAACAUUUUCUUUGCUGAGUGUUUCAGGUGUAAUUAACUGUGAACAGUGUGAUUUCUCCUAGACAGGCAAUUUUUUCUUUCAUAGCAUCUCCUCAAUCAAAGCCUGCUCAGGAAUAAGCUUUCUAUUUUUAUCGUGUGUCAGAAGCACAGCUUGUACUGAUUAGCACAGCUGUACUGAAGGCUCAGUUACAGCCUUACAUAGAAGCACUAUGCAGCAAAGACAAACUUGGAUAGUUAAAUUACAUGACAAAUGUGUGAACAUAUUUCUAGGAGUCCCAGAAUUAUUCAAUGUCUUUCUGGGGGGGGGGGGGGUGCUAAAUGAGAGUAGAAUGAACCUUCCACAACUGUGUUUCUGGAAAGAGGAAUGUUGAAGAUGACAGAAUUGAAUUAAUUUCCCAUAAACCCAAAGUUUUCUUGUGGGAUCUCAAUUUGAAAAAAAUUAACUUAGUGAUUUAGGAUUUCAUCUAUUAAGUGUCAUGCCAUAUCUGGCAAGGAAUAUUUGCAGCAUCAAGCAAUUCCUUUUUUUUUUUUUUUAAAGGAAGCUUUCAGUAAUAGAAGUGAAGUAACUGCAGUUAUCUGUAGCUGGGAAACUGAUGACUCAGACCCUAUUCAUGCAUUUGAAAGACUGUUUUAUGAGACUCAUCAGAGCUGUGGGUGGAUCUGUAGAAGAAUUUGAAGUCAGACUUCAUACAAAAGGAUGCCUGCAGUGGUGUCUAAUAAUUGUCCCAUCACAAGCCACUAAUGGAAUAUCAUUUUGGAAGUUUUCUUUAAUCUUUGGGUGGUGAGGCUACACCAAAGAUCAGGAACAGAGAAUUUCACUAUUUCUUUUAUCUACAGAGGUGUGCCAUCAGGUCAAAAAAAGAACUGCUGAAGCAGCACUCUGCCUUAGAAGGGGAAAUAAAGUAUUGGAGUUUGCUUUGACCCUGCUACACCCCUGUGUGUAACCAUUUGUAACUGGUGACAUUUUCCCAUCAAUAACAAAAGCCUAUAUUCCAAACUUGAUGAACAAGACUGGAGCUGCAUAGCUCCCAUGAAUGCUAAUAGGAAUACAGCCUUUCUCUAUUCCCAUGUAAGUUACUUUGCAUAUCCUAAUAGUGCAUUCUCAGUGAGCAACAGGGUCAGUGUUAAUCACACCAUGGCAUUCCAAUGGCAUCUGCAUAGAUCUGUACCACAUUCCUCUUGGUCAUGUUAUUUCUUGUGUGGCCUGAUCACAGAACUAGGAAGUUAGGUACACACAUAGAAAUAUUAGGAAGAUCUUAAUAAAUUAUUAGAAAGGAGUUGUAAUGAAAAAAGUAAUGGAGAAGGGCUGAUAUAACUUGUUAGUAAUUUUUUAUUAAAAUCCCUAACAUAUUCUUUCCAUCUGGAAUUUAUCCCAUGUCAUGUGCCACCACUGUUUUUCUAAGUCAUUCUGUGAUUUGGUACCACCAGUCUAGAUUUACAUUUAGAAUAGAUAGUGUCUAAGUGUCUAAGUGUAUAUUUUAAUUGCUUGAAUGACAUGAUAAAUUAUGACUCAUUAAGAGAUUCACACAGAAAUACAUAUACAGUCUUUGUCUGUCUCUGUUUCCUUGCUUGGAAAUUGGGAAUGGUAGUAAAAUUGUAGGAAAUAGUAAUAUCAGGGUAGCUCUGCAGCUCCAAUAAAGAUCAAAGGAAGUUAUUAAUACGUGGUCAUAAUGUGCAGUACGAGGAAUUUCUUAAGUUCUCUAUAAAAAUAUGCAAGAAGCAAAUUAUGCUGAAUCUGACAUACACUGCAUAGUCUGUUCUCCAGUGGAAAUAUUUGCAUGUAUACGUUUAGCUAUAAUCAUAGAAUUGUUUAGGUUGGAAAAGGAACCUUAAUAUCAAAAUCCAAUCAAUAACCUAAAUCCAACCAUUGAUCUUCAAAACUGCCAUAAAGCCUUUUUAGUUAGCAAUGGUCCAACAACAGAAAUGGGUUUAAAAAACCACAGAAUUUAACUGUUUAGUUUAUUAUUGUUAUGGUUUAUAAGACAGUAAAUGAAGAAAUAUCAUUGGGUUGAGACUGUAUAUUCCUUAUGUACAUAUUUGAUGUUCCCCUUUGGUUACUUGACAGGAAUCAGUAACUUUUUAAAUUAACUGUAUUAAUUUAAUGUGUACCCCUAAUAGAAAUAUGGUGUGUGCCUUCCACAAUACAGCCAGUAGGGUGCAUUGGUUGUUUGAUAUUUUAUUUUCAAAAAACUGUAAACAACUCCAUAUUUGGUUCUGAUUUACCAUUUGAGUACCCUCUGAAUAAGAAAAUCGGUGAGGGAGCCCAUUCAGUUAUGGUAAAAAGUAUGGAAAAAUGCAGUAUAGUUUCUUGAAAAUUUCCUUCAAAUUGUUCACAGAUGGAUUUUUUUAUUAGAAUUCCUAUCUAUUGAUGAAUAACUGUUUUGAUAAUGUAAUAAUUGAAAUUAUUUUGGGGGUAGGUUUUGGUUUUUUUGUUAUUGUUGUUUGGGGUUUUUUCUUGGUUGGUUGGCUUUUGUUUGUUUGCUUUAAAGAUUAUCAUAGAUUCCUUACAAUAUUUACUAGAUGAAUCUGUAAUAAAUUCAAUCAAUAGCUGUCACUAUUUCAUAUGUUUUCCCUGAGUAAAGUAAGGAAACCUUUCAGUAUUUAUCAUGUUUUUGUUCUGCAGAAAUAUUUGCACUGUCCUCAAGUCUCUAUCUCAUUUGUUUUUAGUUAAUUAAGCAUUCAGAAUUUGUUGACUUCUGUUUUCUGCUUUCUCUAGGUCUCGGUUUUGGGUAAUUUGAUUUAUUUAGAUCCUCUGUGGGUUUCACUAUUGUUUUUAAAAUGCAGACACCAAUAUUUAUGCAAUUUCAAAUAUCAACCCCUUUAGUGCCAUGUAGAAAAGUAAUUCCCCCACCUCAGCUACUUGUUACUAAUCUGCUGCUGAAGUAUCUGAAAAUGACAUGUUUGUUUUUUCUUUCCCAGUCGCAGACACUUAGGAUGAGCUGUGUCUCUGCUUGACUUUCUUCAGAUGAAAAUGAGUCAGAAGAUCUUUAUUUUAGCUUUGAAUUAGCUUGAUUUUAGCUUUUUACCUAGUAUUCAGCAGUGUUAAUAUGACUUGUUUUAAUGGAACCAGCUUAAAAGUCUAGUGCUUGACAUGCUCAGAAGUUGUGUUUUGAUGGAUAUUUUAUGAGAAAGCUACUUAUUUUCUGGAUAGAAUGUACAUUGUCAGUGAUACGCUGCAAAGGAAGAGCUGAGCACCCUUGAAGGAACAAGACUGCAGCUUCAUUUAGCAGCAGUAACCUGCAUAAGAGGAGCAGCAAGCAGUUCUUGACAAUUCACACCAUGCUGUUUCUCCAUGUGGCACGCAAGCCAGUAAGCAUACACUGUGGUUUGAAAUGAACUAUGUAACAUUGUAAGAUCAAACCGACCCUUCACGGAUGAGAUUCUUCUUGCAUCAAUAGAGUGACAGAAAAUGACCUCAUUUGUCUCAAAAUGGCACGAUAGAGAUUGAUCACUCAAAUCUAAGAUGCACUAAGUUAAAACUAAGCAGUUAUUUUCUCAUUAAUUGUUCAUUUUUAGUUCUGUUUAAUGUAUUUAAAUUAACAUUUUUAAAAAGCCAUGUCACUUUUUGUGGAAGUCUUGCCAAAUGAGAGAGUUCACAAAUCAAAAAUUUAUGAUUCUAUGAAUAGCAUUUUUGCUGUAAUGUGUGUUUAGAUAUAGCAGCCUUUAAUGAGCAGAUGCUAUGAACCAUUACUUUUUUCUAACAAUGGGAACAAUUCAAUUUUUUAUGUUAAAAUCUCUUUUAAAGUGAUAACAUCAGCAUGCUUUAUUUGCAUGCAAGUAAGGAGUUGUACCAUAAAAAGGUUAACCUUUAUGAAACUGGUCAUAGGAAGCAUAAACAAAUUAAUCUUCAUCCAUUGAAAAAGAGCACAAUGUGCUUGGAAGUUCUCAUUUUUCAGUUUCUGAAGUCCUGGAAUUUUCUAAAAAAUAGAAGAUCAAAAUCUGAUUUUUCCUACAUAUGUCUGCACAUGAACUAGGUGGGCAUAAACUGCUCAGUCAGAAGCAUAAUACUCAAAUUUUGUCAUUCAGUCUUCUCAGAUUAUUAGCAUUGUUUGCAUUUAUCUAUGUUUUUUUUUCUUUUUUUCCUCUUUCCUGCAUGUGUAUGUUUAUUCAUCAGAAACCUAUGCAGUAAAAUCAAGAUUAUGAUAUUAAAGCACUCCCAGCCUAACAAAAGGAUGUGGUAAAGUUCAGGAAGAAGAGCAGUGCAAGUCUCUGGCAUCAGAUGACACUAGGCCGUAGUUGUGCAUUUCUCUGGUGUGGGAGGGCUGGAUAGGAGUCUUCACAGACUGUGGGUAGAACAACCAAAAAGUGAUCAGGAACCUCACUUCACAUUUUGAAGAAGAGACAACCCAACCGUGAUCCUAAGCUGCUUUGGGAUAGCAGGUCAGAAGCCUGCUAGUACAGACUAGUCAGGCUGUGAGAUGAACACAGCUCUUUAGUGUAAGCGUUGGCUGGUUCUGCCCUCUUUUGAAGCCUGACGGCCCAGUUAUCUGGGGACUAUGCUACUGAAGGCAUGUUCUAUAGUUCUGGCUACCGUUUCUUUCAAUACUGCCAGUUGGAUGUGGACCCCAGUGUGAAUCACACUAAAUAAUAAGAGAGAAAGGGGAAUGCAACAUAGAUGUCAUCAAAACAAACAAGUAUCUGUACAGAAUCAAAAACUGAGCUUCAGCUCUGCAUUCACGGGAAGGACAUUAGUGCUUGUGGCCAUCUCUAGCAUGGACUGUGUUGCAAAAACGCUUUGCACUGUGGACCAUUGUUCAAAGAAAAUUCUCUUAAAAAAAUACAAACAACCAACAUCUGACAACCAAGUAAGUUCCUUGCAUGAAAAUAUUCUGUAUCUUGUGAUUGCUCUGUUGAAGAAAGGAGCAAGAUCACCUUCCGUAUCUGCCUGUAUCUGGUGGAUGUUACAUACUUUUAAAGUGUAUUAUAUUGGAAAGAGAUUGAUUUCUAAAUAAGAAGUAAAAAUAAUUUGUCUAUUAUAUCAUAAUUAAGCAUUGAUCUAUGAAAAAGCUAUGCACAUUAUUCCUUUUUCUGAGUAGCUGAGCCUGCUUCAGCUAAAGCACCAGAAAAGGUGAUAGAUAGACCUAUACACAUGUGCAGGACCAAAAUUUCAAUUUUUUUUAAAUUUCUUCAUUUGAUAUUUGCAUCCAAAUAGAUGUUUAGACCAGAAUUCUGAAGUUUGGAUGUUUCAGGUGAAAACAAAAGUGAAUUUUAGUGAUAUUUAUGCAUAAAAAUGCUAUUAUAGCAUUUAUUUUUGGUUUCUGAUAUUUGUCGAUUAAGAUUUCAGUAUCUCUAACUAAAAAUUAAGUGGCACUGAUAUAACACAAAAGUUUUCCUUAAUAGAAACAAAAAUGUAAAGAAGAGAAAAUAUACAUGCCUGAAAAGCCUUCAUUAGAUGUUUUUUCCUCUUUUAAGUAAUGUAUUCUUUCUCAGGGAUUUAUUUCUUCGUCUAACUCCCUCUUCUGUGGUUUUUUCUUUCAGAUGAUGCCAAAUGAAGGGAAAAGGCAAGGUUUCAAAACAAACAAACAAACUGGAGUCCAUUGUUUCUGGUGCUUUCAGUAUUGGUUUACUUGCAGUAGAGCCAUUUUUUGCUUACAGAGUUUUAAUGAUUUCAAAACAAACGAUAUCCAAACAAACAAAGUGAGGGGUGUACUUAAUACACCUUAUUUUCUGCUUUUAUUGAAAAGAGAAGCUAAGGCUGACCUGGAGGCAUAGUUCUGUGCAAUGUCAGAUCUGUUGUAGGUCCAAUACUAGUUCUGAUUGUUUGUCUCUGACAUUUGUAAGGGUUGGGAGUGCAGUAUGGGCUGCAUGCUGAGUUGUUAAAAGUGUGUGUGGAGUGUCUGAUGUCAAUCACCAUCAGCCUUCCAGCUGCUUGAGGACCAUCACUGGCAAAAUCGUAUGGGAGCUCUCUCUCUCAUCCUCAAGUGUAACAAAAGGAAGCAGAAAUCCCUGGUAUGAUAAAAAUGAAAAAAGAUAAUCAGGGAAUUCUUAGGCUUUGAGAGAAAACAUGGAGUACCAUGUGUUGAGUCAGAGAGCACAGCAAAAGGUACAGCCAUUUUUGAUCAGAAUGCAGUUUUGUGGAAAGAGCUCAUGAGAAUUACCAUGUUAAUUACUGAGCCCAAGUCUGAGUUCUCACUCUUCCUUAGUUUUCUAGCUCAGUAACUAGCAACAUUUAAUGUGCUCAGACCUUCUGUAAUUGAGAAUAAAUGACAGCUAAGGCAGGCCCUCUGUUAGCUAGUGGGAGGUGAACAGAAACUGGCUGAAGAGAGGAAAACAUUAAGUAUAAGCUGAAACAACAUUGUAGAAUAAAGGAUAUAAAUAAUCUUAUACUUCUACUAUUCUUUUGGCCAGUUAAUCCAAAGAGGAAAAACAAUAUGGUAUCUGGAUUUUGAAGCUGAAAUAUAGUAACAGUAUGGUAUUGAAAAACAUGCUAGUUAUCUCUCAUGCUCAUAUAUUAAAUUCUGCCUGGUGCAAAAUUCUGCACUAAUAAUAUUGACCUUUGAAGGGAUGUUUUUUGCUCCUUUUUCUUUUUCUUUCUUUUUCAGAUAAACUGGUGCUGGUACAUGAGGAUUAUGCAUAAUAAAGUAUUGAUCAAAAAAUAUGUUCAGAUGUAAACCAAGAUGAACUAGUGCAAGAAGGGAUGGAACAUGUAAAACAGAUGAUCAAACAGAACACCUGAAUUCCUUUUACAUGCACAGCAUAGUUGUUUAGAAGAAAAAAACCACACACUUAAUUUAUUUUUUUUUUAAAAAGAGAAUUUUUAUAAUGUUUGAUGAAUCAUCCCAAUAUUUCCUCCACUCUUAAGAAAUGGACUUUGUUCUGAUUAUUAAUGUCUACUUUUCUGUGUGCAUAUUAGAUUAUCUAUGCAUUUAUCAGUUAUACUGCAAAUUUUUAUUUAUCAACAUUGAUUUUCUCCGUAGAUAUAUACAGAGUAAAUAAAGAGAUUCUUCUUACCUAACUAAGCUAGGUAGUAGUCUGAGGGUACUAUAUGGACUCCCUCCUUUGUCAGAGGAGAGAAAUAAUCACCUCUUAGAGGCUUGUCCUGUUAUGAGUCUACACUAGGGGGGAUGUCUUGUUAGGUGGAAUGCUUCUACUUUAAAACAUAACUUUUUAUAAGCAAAAGGCUUCUUAGUAAAAUGUCUUUUACUAAGUAAUUUUUCUAACCUUUCAUCAUUCACUAGCAUCUUCUUUGCCUUUCCAUGUUUGUUUAUGUUAUUCUCAAAUCAUCGUAACUCAGGACAGAUUGCUGUAGUGACCAGGCUAAUUACAUCAGAAGGCAUAGAGUGUUCUAGAUUCUAUCUUGGUUUUGCCCAAAUAUUUCUGCUCUAUUUUUUCCUUCUAUCUUUUAUUGGAUAAGAAGAAAUUUUGAUGCUUCUUUGCUAUUAAGUGGGAAAAUUUGAGAGUUUGGGGGCCAACACUGACAGGAUCUGAGUGUUGCCUUUGUGUGUUUCUUGUGGCUCAGGAUUUUCUUGGGAUGGUGGUGACCAUUAAAUACGAAUUUGAUAUUAGCUAGAGAAAUGUCUAGAUCUGGAAAGCUUCAUCUAGGAUUGGAAAUUGUUUCUCUAACAGAGAAUUGUUUCUCCAUCCAGAGCACUGAAUAGCUGUGAAUUAAGAUGACUGUGUGUUUGGGUGCUACUGAGGAUUUGAAUCCAAAAUCUGUCACAAUCCAAUAAUAAAACCUGUCAGUUUUGCUGUGCAGAGUAAUACAACAGUGCACUUCAAGCUGAGUGGCAGAUCUGGCAAGGCGCUUAAGGGAGGGGCUGGCUCUAUCACAACUACAGCAGUGCAGCAGCAAUUGCUGGGCUUUGAAAAAAAUUUUAUCCUCUUCCAUCCCACCCCCUUUUAUCUCCAGAGCAGUGGGAAGGCAGCAGCAGUCAGGAGAGGGAGGAGAGUGCUGGACGCUGCGCAGAACAGAGGGAGGAGUAGGAGACGGGAAUGCAUAAUGCGUGAGUGACAGAGGGUGUGCAGGCGGCUGGCGGAGUCCAGAAGACGCGGAUGUUCCUCUCCCAGGGUCCAGGGAUGCCCUCUGCUUCUUUAUUAGUUUAUUUGCUUUUAGCAUUGCUCAUUCAUUUCACAUCUGGAGAAACGGAAGUGAAGUUCAGUGGACAAACAGAAUUUGUAGUCAAUGAAACAAGUACAACUGUUAUACGUCUUGUAAUUGAAAGGACAGGGAAGCCUGCUAACAUCACAGCAAUUGUGUCGAUCGAUGGAGAAGACACAGGAGACUUUUUUGACACAUACGCAGCUGCAUUUAUACCAGAUACAGAAACAAACCGAACAGUGUAUAUAUCUGUCUGUGAUGAUGAUCUUCCAGAGGCUGAUGAGACAUUCACAUUUCACUUGACACUACUGAAACCAUCUGCAAGGAUAAAGCUUGGCUCACCCAAAUCUGUCACAGUAACAAUCUUAUCAAAUGACAAUGCCUUUGGAAUAAUUUCUUUUAACAUGUCUGCCUUAAUCACAGUGAAUGAACCUAGGGGCAGAAAUGAAUUUGUGCCUCUCACUCUAAUUAGGGAGAGAGGAACCUACGGGACGGUCGUUGUAACUUUUGAGAUAGAAGAUGGACCAAACUCAGCUGAAGAAGACUUAAGUCCAGCCAGAGGAAAUAUUACAUUUACACCUGGGAGAUCAGUGUUGAUUUAUAAUUUAACAGUACUUGAUGAUCAGGUACCUGAAAAUGAUGAAAUCUUUCUUGUUUGUCUGAAGAGCGUGGAGGGAGGGGCUGAAAUCAACAACACAAAAAAUUCUGUGUGGAUUAAUAUUAGGAAAAAUGACAGUCCUGUGCGUUUUGUUCAGAGUGCUUAUAUGGUGCCUGAGGAAGAUGAAGUGGUAACAAUCCAAGUGGUUCGUGGUAAGGAUGUCAGUGGAAAAUUAAUUGGACCUGAUGAAGACGAAGUCUCUGUCAGUUACGCCAUCAUAACUGGGGAUUCAACUGCACAUGCACAGCUUAAUGUAGACUUCCUAGAUCUACAGCCAAAUACAACUCUUGUUUUCCCACCUCUAGUUCACGAAACAUAUUUGAAAUUUAGGAUCCUUGAUGAUGCCAUACCAGAAAUUGCUGAGACCUUUCAGAUUAUGCUUCUUAAAGACACUUUGCAGGGAGAUGCGGUUUUGAUUUAUCCAUCUGUUGUUCAUGUCACUAUCCAGCCGAAUGAUAAACCCUAUGGAGUGCUGUCAAUCCACAGUGUUCUGUUAGCUCACAUUGUUAUCAUUGAUGAAGACCAAAUUUCAAGGUUUGAAGGGAUCACAAUUGUAAGAAACGGUGGAACACAUGGAAAUGUUUCUGUUUCCUGGGUUAUAAUCCGAAAUAGCAGUGAUCCUUCACCUGUGACUGCAGACCUACUUCCAGAGGCGGGGGAGAUAACUUUUGAUCAAGGUCAGAUGCUGGUGACCCUUCAUCUGGACAUUAUUGAUGAUGAUAUACCAGAAGAGGCAGAGCCUUAUCUUCUGAAACUCCUAGCUUAUACAGUUCAGGGUGGUGCAGAAGUCAGUGAGCCAUCUGAGCUUCUGUUUUACAUUCAGGACAGUGAUGAUGUUUAUGGCCUAAUAAAAUUCCAUCCUUUGGAGAAUCAGAAGAUUGAAAGUAAUCCAGUGGGACGCUUUUUAUCCUUGAGUUUUGCAAGAGAAAGAGGAACAGUUGGAGAUGUGCAGUUGGUUUUUACUGCACUGUAUAUUCCAGCUGGAGCUCUGGAUCCUGAGAGAGCAAAAGGUGGCAUUCUGAAUAUGUCUAGAAGAAGUACUCUCACCUUUCCAGAAGGAAAAGCACAAGCUACUGUAAAUAUACCAAUACGAAAUGAUGCAUUUCUUCAAAAUGGAGCUCACUUUGUCAUACAGCUGGAAAAAGUUGAGCUGCUGAACAGAAUCCCUCUUGUCCCACCUGUGAGUCCUAGAUUAGGUGAAAUUCGGAAUAUUUCUUUGAGGAUUACUCCGGAUAUUGCAAAUGGAGAAAUAGGCUUUACUAGCAAUCUUCCAAUUAUUCUUUCUGAGCCAGAAGACUCACCUGCUACAGUGGUUUCCAUUCCAUUGCAUCGAGAUGGGACUGAUGGUCAAGCAACAGUGUUUUGGAGUUUGAGACCCUUUGGUCCCAAUCACAAGGCAGUAACACCAGAUGAUAUAAGUCCUUUUAAUGGCUCUGUUUUUUUCUUAUCUGGACAAAGUGAUACUACAAUCAACAUUACUGUUAAAGCUGAUGAUAUACCUGAAAUGAACGAGACCGUGUUAUUAACUUUGGACAGGGUAGAGACAGAAAGGUUUGUCGUGUUCUUUGGGGUCAGUGUGGAAAAUCAAAUACUGAAAUACGGGUUUACUACUCGUGAGAUUACUGUUUUGGAAAAUGAUGAUCCUGGAGGAGUGUUUGAAUUUUCUCCCUCUUCCAGAGGUCCCUAUAGUAUCAAGGAAGGGGAUUCCGUCGAACUGCAGAUUGUCCGCAGCAGAGGGAGUCUUGUCAGGCAGUUUCUGCGAUACACUGUGGAACCAAGGGACAAUAAUGAGUUUUAUGGAAGCACAGGAAUUCUGGAAUUUAAGCCUGGGGAAAGAGAGAUCAUAAUUACUCUUUUGACAAGGAUGGAUGGGAUUCCAGAGCUGGAUGAGGCAUAUGCCGUUGUGCUCAGUGGCUACAGUGAAAUGUCAGGCAAGCUGGGGAAUGCCACAAGAGUCAGUAUAACCAUUUUGAAGAAUGAUGAUCCACAUGGUGUCAUUCAGUUUCUACCUGAUGAACUAUCAGUAACAAUAAAGGAAAGUAAAGGAGAAAUCAUCUAUGCUGCCUCUUACAGACUUGUAAGAACCCAAGGAAACUAUGGUAAUGUUAGUGUGUCCUGGAUUGUUGACCCAGCAUGUACCAAUGACAUCUAUCCAGAAAAAGGGACUGUUUUCUUUGAUAAUCUGGAGUUUUCAAAAAAUAUCACAAUUUACUCUCUACCGGAUGAGGUACCUGAAGAGAUGGAGGUAUUCAUAAUCAGAUUAUUCAAUGCCACUGGUGGAGCUAGACUGGGCAAUAUAACCAGUGCAUUUUUACAAAUCACAAGGAAUGAUGAUCCCAUUUAUUUUGCAGAACCUCUGAUAGUGAGCAUUACAGAAGGGAGUGUUGCAAACUUUACAAUCCUAAGGAAUGGAUCCUCUGAUGAAGUUGUUGCUGUUCAGUAUAUUACUGUUAAUGGAGACGCUACAGCUGAAGAGGGAGACUUUGUUCCCAGUGAAAAGGACAGUUUCAUUCUGUUCGAUGUCGGAGAAAGAGAGCAGACCUUAUCUGUGUAUGUUAAUGAUGAUGAUACCCCUGAAACUGAUGAAGCAUUUUAUAUCUUCCUUUUGAAUUCAACAGGAGAUACUGUUAUCUUUAAUGCUGGAGUGGCUACAGUUAUUAUUGAAGCAAAUGAUGAUCCUAAUGGAAUUUUCUUCUUAGAACCUCUAGAGAAGCCAGUAGAAGAAGGAAAAAGUAAUUUUUUUUUGAUUUUGAGAGAGAGAGGACACUUUGGGAAUGUCUCAUUAGCCUGGCAGCUGUUUCAUAAUGACUCUGCACUGAAGCCAGGAGAAGAGUUCUCUGAAACUUAUGGGACUGUGUACUUCAUGGAUGGUGAAGGAUCAAAACUGAUAGUGCUCCAUGCUCUUUCAGAUAAAAUUCCUGAAUUCAAUGAAUUUUACAUUUUAAAGUUGGUGAACAUUUCAGGUGGAUCUCCUGGUCCUGGUGGGAAGUUGUCUGAAACAAGCACUGCUGUAACUGUGAUGAUCCCUUUCAAUGAUGACCCUUUUGGAGUCUUCGUUAUAGAUCCAGAGAGUCAGGACAGAGAGAUAGCAGAAGAUGUUCUUUCUGAAGAUGAUCUUUCCUAUAUUACGGACUUCACCAUCUGGAGACAACAAGGCACUUUUGGUGUUGUCCGUUUAGGUUGGGAAAUACUGUCCAGUACAUUUCAAGCUGGAUUACCAUCAAUGAUAGACUUCUUGUUGCUGGGAUCAUUUCCAAGUUCAGUACAAUCUCAACCACACAUGAGACGUCAUCACAGUGGAACAGAUGCUUUGUAUUUCAGUGGAAAAGAGGAUGCAUUUGGAGUUAGUGGUCUGGAAUACCCAUACAAUGGAAAUACUGCAGUAACUAAUUUUACAUUUUCUGCAUGGUUAAUUCCUAAUGUCAAUACUGAUGGUUAUAUAGUUGAAAAGGAUGAUGGUAAUGGGACCUUAUAUUAUGGUGUGAAAAUCCAAACAAACGAUUCCCAUGUUUCUAUAGUGCUUCGUUAUACAGCACUAGGAUCCAAUAUUACAUACACAGCCAAAGCAGCAGUCCUGAAAUAUCUGGAUGAAAGUACGUGGGUUCACAUUCUGAUUACUCUGGAUGAAAGUAUAAUUGAAUUUUACAUGGAUGGAAUUCCAGUUCCAGGAGGAAUUAAGAGCCUUAAAGGAGAAGCAAUUGCUGAUGGUCCAGGAAUAGUGAGAAUUGGAGCAGGAAUUAAUGGCAACAGCAGGUACACAGGUUUCAUGCAGGAUGUAAGGCUUUACGAGAGGAAAUUGACAGAAGCAGAGAUCUAUGAGCUUCAUGCAACUCCUGCAAAGAGUGACAUACACCCUGUCUCUGGGUAUUUGGAGUAUCAGCAAGGAGAAACUAAUAAAUCAUUCAUUGUGUCUGCAAAGGAUGACAAAGAGGAAGAAGGAGAGGAGUUAUUCAUCCUAAAGCUCAUUUCUGUGUGUGGUGGAGCUCGAAUUUCCCAAGAAAACACAACAGCAAGAUUAAGAAUACAGAAAAGUGAUAAUGCUAAUGGUUUAUUUGGCUUCACUGGAGCAUGUAUUCCUGAGGUGGCUGAUGAGGGUUCCACUAUAUCCUGUGUCGUGGAGCGUACAAGGGGAGCCCUAGACUAUGUGUAUAUAAAUUACAUUAUCUCACAGGUUGAUUCCAGGGGCAUUAAUUACUCUGUUAGCGAUUUUUCUAACAGCAGUGGCACUAUCACAUUCCUUCCUUGGCAGAGAUCAGAGGUCUUAAAUUUGCAUGUUAUUGAUGAUGACAUUCCGGAGCUAAAUGAAUAUUUCCGUGUGACAUUAGUCUCUGCAGUGUCUGGAGAUGGAAAACUAGGUUCAACUCCUACCAGUGGAGCAAGUAUAGAUCCAGAAAAGGAAACUACUGAUAUCAGCAUUAAAGCCAGUGACCACCCAUAUGGUCUACUGCAAUUCUCAGUGGGGCCACCUCCUCAACCCAGUGAUGAAAUGAUUCUGCCAGCCUCUGCUGUGCCCCAUAUCACUGUUAAAGAAGAAGUUGGACACAUCAGAUUAUUGGUAGUUCGUGCACAAGGGCUUCUUGGAACAGUUCUUAUGGAAUACAGGACAGUACCACUUACAGCUUUCAGUCCUAAAGAUUAUCAGGCUGUUUGGGGCUCAAUGGAAUUUCAGCCUGGAGAAAGAUACAAGUUCAUUACUGUUAACAUCACUGACAAUUCUAUUCCUGAACUAGAAAAAACUUUUAAAGUGGAGCUGUUGAACCCAGAGGGAGGAGUUGCUGAGCUUUUUAGAAAUGAUGGAAGUGGUAGUGGUGAUGGAAAUAUGGAUUUCUUCCUUUCAACUGUCCCUCAACAUGCUAGCUUGGGAAUUGCAUCCCACAUCCUUGUGACUAUUGAGGCUUCUGAUGAUGCUCAUGGUGUGUUUGAGUUCAGUGCUGAGUCCCUUUCAAUGAAUGGAACUGAGCCUGAAGAUGGAGAUAGCAAUGUUGUGCUGCAGGUUGUGAGAAGUCAUGGGGCCUUAUCUCAGGUGACAUUACAUUGGAUGAUAAUCUGUGAUCUUACCAAUGACCUGAUCUCUACAGAUGGGAAUGUAACAUUUGAUGUUGGCCAAGUGAGAGCAAAUAUUACAUUACAGAUUUCUCCAGAUGAUGUUCCUGAAUUGGAUAAGAUGUUUUCAGUUUUGAUCACCAAUGUCUCCCUUGGUCGUCUUGGAUAUCAUACUAAUGCAACAUUAACUAUUUUAGCAAAUGAUGAUCCAUAUGGAGUCUUCAUCUUUUCUGAGCAAAACAGACCAAUUAAAGUUGAGGAAGAAACAAAGAAUAUCUCUCUGACAGUUAUAAGAUGUGCUGGUCUCCUUGGUACAGUAAUGGUGAAAUACAGAACUAUUGGUGAUGAAGAAAAGUUGCCCUUUCUUCCACCGGAUGUUGUCAGAGCAAUAGAGGGAAAAGACUAUACACCCAUUACAGGUUAUGUGAUCUUUGCAACUAAUGAAAGUGAGGCCACAAUAUCCUUGCCUAUUUUGGAUGAUGAUGAUCCUGAGAGAUCAGAAUCUGUUUUUGUGGAGCUAAGCAGUGUUGUUUUGCUCAAGAAAGUUCAGGAUCGGCCAAUUAUAAAUUCUCCCCGACUUGGCUUAGUGGGUGAGACAAUAGCUCACGUGAUUAUCAAUGCCAAUGAUGAUGCUUUUGGAACACUUCAGCUUUCAGCUUCAGCUGUGAGAGUUGCUGAAAACUAUGUUGGACCAAUCAUUAACGUGACCAGAACGGGGGGAAUAUUUUCAGAUGUUUCUGUGAAAUUUAAAGCUAUGCCAAUAACUGCAACAGCUGGUGAGGACUACAGUGUAGCUUCAUCAGAUGUUGUCUUACUAGAAGGGGAAACAAGUAAAGCUGUGCCAAUUUAUAUAAUUAAUGAUAUCAAUCCUGAACUUGAGGAGUCAUUUUAUGUUCAGCUGCUGAACCAAACAACAGGAGGAGCCUUGCUUGGAUCUUUGACGAGGGCAGUCAUAACUAUUGAGGCUUCUGAUGACCCAUUUGGAUCCUUUGUUUUUCAGAAUACCGAAUUCAUUGUGGAGGAACCUGAAUUUGGAUCAGUAACCAUAAAUCUGCCAAUAAUCCGCAAUGCUGGGACACUGGGUAAUGUUACUGUUCAAUGGGCUGCUACCAUUAAUGGACAUCCUGCUGACGAUGACUUGCAAGUUGCCAUGGGUAAUAUAACUUUUGCCCCUGGGGAAGCCAUUCAGAUGUUGCUGUUGGAAAUCCUGGCUGAUGAUGUUCCAGAAGUAGAAGAAAUUGUCCAUGUAGAAUUAACUCAGGCCUCCAGCGGUGGUGCUAUCGGGUUAGAUGGCACAGCAAAUAUUGUUAUACCUGCCAAUGAUAAUCCUUAUGGCACAGUUUUCUUUCAUCAAUCCUCAUAUCGAAUUCAGGAGCCACUAGAAAGAAGUUUACUUGCAAAUAUAUCAGUCAGGAGAAGUGGGGGAAGGUUUGGUCAGCUGCAAAUAUUUUACAGCACUUCUGAGACUGACAUUGUAGCUCUUGCCAUUGAGCAAGGUGAGGAUAUACUGGACUAUUACGAGUCUCCUGUACAAGGAAUUCCUGACCAGCCAUCCAAGACCAGAGUGAAUGUAUCAGCAGCAAGUGACCCACUGUAUGCCUGUGCAGCUCAGUGCCUAAAAGAACAAGCAUGUUCAGCCUUCACAUUUUCCAGUGCCUCUGAGAUUCCUCUCUGCCUCUGGCUGACAACAGAGAUCAGUCCAUUAACUAACAUGUCAGGAUUAUGGACCUACAAGAAAAACAUCAGCAGUACAUCCAUUCUGUUCAGCACACAAGCCGUUGCUGGUAGUGACUACGAACCUGUCACAAGACAGUGGGCCAUCAUGCAGGAAGGGGAAGAGUUUGCAAAUCUCACAGUUACCAUACUCCCUGACAGCCUGCCAGAGCUGGAUGAAAUAUUCACUAUAUCCCUGUUGAAAGUUGAACUAUUGAAUAUCUCAGCCAGCUUAAAAAAUCAACCAACUAUUGGACAGCCAAAUACUUCCACAGUUACCAUAAUGAUGAAUGGGGAUGCCUUUGGAGUAUUUAAGAUCUACAUUGUAAGUCCCAAUGCAACAGAGAAGUAUAUUGAAGUAGAAGAACGCCCUCAGGCCAACGUGCAGCUAAUGAUACACAGGACAGAAGGCAGCCUGGGACAGGUGGCAGUGGAAUGGCGUGUUGUUGGUGGAACUGCUACCCCAAACUUGGAUUUUGUGGGUGUUGGUGAGAUUUUGGUGUUUGCUGAAGGUGAAACAAAAAAGAUGGUCACUCUGACCAUUUUAGAUGAUCCAGAGCCGGAGGAUAAUGAAAGCAUCAUUGUCAGCCUGGUGCAUACUGAAGGAGGGAGUAGGAUUCUGCCCAGUUUUGACACUGUCACAGUGGUUAUCCUGGCAAGUGACAAUGUGGCAGGAAUCAUUAGCUUCCAGACAGAUGGAAGGUCUGUUAUUGGUCGUGAAGGAGAGCGACUGCAAUUUCAUAUUGUAAGAACUGCCCCAGGACUGGGAAAUGUUACAGUUGAAUGGAAGAUAGUUGGACAUAACGUACAACAAAAUUUUGAAUGCUAUUCUGGAAUUCUCUUCUUUCCUGAGGGGAUAUUGAAUACAACAUUAUAUGUCCACUUGCUGGAUGACCAUAUUCCGGAAGAAAAAGAAGAGUACCGGAUCAUCCUAUACAACAUCAAAACAGAAGGUGUUUCUCCUUCUGGUGCUGCUGUUUUGGACAGUCAAGGAUAUGAAGCGGUUCUGACAGUAGAAGCUAGUGAUGAACCACAUGGAGUACUGAAUUUUGCUUCUCCAUCCAGGGUAGUUUUACUUCCAGAGGAAAACAAAACAGUUCAGCUUUUUAUUAACAGAGAAUUUGGAUCUCUAGGUGCUAUCAAUGUUACAUAUGCCACAGUUCCAGGAUUGGUCUCCUUAAGUAAUGAGACAGAGGGGACCUUGGCUGAACCAGGAGCUGAUUAUGUAGCUGUUUCUGACUCAGUGAUUUUGGAAGAAGGAGAAACAUCAGCUGCCAUAAAUGUUACUAUUCUAGAGGAUGAUGUACCAGAAGUGCAAGAAUUCUUCUUGGUUAAUUUAACUUCAGUGGAACUUGUUAUGAACCAUUCAACUUCCUCCCCACCUAGACUUGUGACAGAGUUAAUUCGUUACAGACUGAAAGAUGUGGAAGGUUUAGCUUCUCAAAUUGUUAUUGAUGCUAAUGAUGGAGUAAGUGGAGUAGUUGAAUGGGAAAGUACCAAUUUUGAAGUUAAUGAAUCUCAUGGGAAUCUGACCAUAAUGGCAUACCGAAACAAAGGAUCUUAUGGCAAUGUGUCUGUGUUUUUUUAUGCCCAAAAUUUGGAAGCACAGCUGGGUUUGGAUUUUAAUGUGAUCCCAAGGACUCUUUUUUUUGCUGAUGGAGAAAGGAAUAAAUCUGUUGUUGUUGCGAUUUGUGAUGAUGAUAUUCCUGAAGGUGUUGAGAAGUUCCAGUUAAUUCUAACAAAUCCCUCAUUUGGCCUGGAAUUAGGGGAGAACACAACAGCCACAAUUACUAUACUUGCCAAUGAUGAUGGACAUGGAGUUUUAUCAUUCAAUAACAGUGAUCACUUCUUUCUAAGAGAGCAAACAGCUCUCCAUCUGAUGGAAAGUGUUGCAGUAUUAAAUAUUAUUAGAGAACCUCCUCAGGGAAUAUUUGGAACAGUGUCUGUUCAAUAUCUUGUAAGUGAAAUUAAUUCUUCUGAGCCAUCAGUGGAUUUGACCCCUUCUCAAGGAUACAUUGUUCUGGAAGAGGGAGUCAGAUUUAAGACACUGCAUAUUUCUGCAAUCCUGGAUGAAGAACCAGAAUUGGAUGAGCACUUUAUUGUCACCCUGUUCAAUCCGACUGGAGGAGCCAGACUAGGCACCAGAGUUCAAACUAUGAUUACAAUAUUACAGAACCAGGCUCCACUGGGGCUUUUCAGCAUCUACCCAGUUACAAAUAGGACAAAUAUCUUCACAAUUGAAGAAGCGAACACUACAAUUUAUCUGAAAGUUUCACGGAGUAAUGGGCUCAACGUGUCUGUGAGUGUUGAGUGGGAGACAUUGUCGGAUACUGCAUUUGGCAUCAGGGGUAGUAUGAAUGUUCUGUCUGUUUUGCAAAGCUUUGUGGAAGAGUCGGCAGCUAGCUGGUGUUUCUUUCCAUCGGACGAAAUCCUGUAUGGUGUGCUGUUGCGUUCGCCUCCAGCUGUGUUUUCUACUCUCUACCAGUGGAAAGGAGUUUUUGUUGCCAUUGAGAAUUUCACUAUGUGGAAUCCUAAAAGCUGUGUGUCUUUCCAAAUCCAUACCUCUCCCUACCUUGUGAUUACUCAUGGAGGUAGCAGUCAUGGAGCUUCCAACAGUAGUGUGUAUGCAUUCAUGCCUGGACGCAAACUAUUGAAGCUACAGACCCUGUCUAUUAUGGAUACCACACUUGUCAAACAUUUUGCUGCAGAUGAAGAAAACUAUUUGGUUUUUGUGAGUGAUACCACCAGUUUCAGUUCCAUACAGGUUUUCCAGUGGAAUAAAAAUGUAUUUGUGCUGCAUCAUCAACUUCCACUUUACAGAGCUCUGAACAUUGCCUUGUUUCCUCGAGGAGGCAUUAUGUACUUAGUAGUUUCUUUGUCUAAUACCAGCCAGAAUGUGCUCUUGUACCAGUGGCUGAAUAAUGAGUUUAGGAAUCUUCAUCAGUUACCAGUAAAAGAAAUAAAACAUAUGGAGGCCUGGACUUUUGGAUCUGAUAUAUAUUUAAUUGUUGCAAAAGAAACUGGAAAUUCUGAAAUUCUCGUCUGGGAGACAGGACAGUCUACCUUCAGACACUUUCAGUCUCUUCCAGUCUCUGUUGUAAGAAAUAUCCAUGUUUUCAUGCCUCCUUCAGGUUUAGUUCACAUCCUCAUCUCUGGUAAGGACACAACAACACUGUAUUCCUGGAACUCAGAAGGGAACCAGUUCUCUCUGACACUGGAAGCCCCCUAUGCAGAUCAUAUCACUUCCACUACUGCAAGGUCUCUGAACUCCAGCAAGACCUUGAUUGCUCUUUCUAUAGACUCCAGCUCCCAGAUUUAUGAGCUGACAGCUAUCUCCAACCAGUCAGACUUUAUACCUAGUUCAGGUGAAUUGAUAUUUGAGCCUGGGGACAUGGAAGCUGUGAUAGCAGUCAAUAUCCUGGAUGACAGCAUCCCAGAGGAGGAAGAAUGUUUUAAAGUGUGGCUGAAAAACCCUAAAGGAGGUGCAGAGAUUGGUGUUCACAGUUUCGUUAACAUAAUUAUUCCUCCUAAUGACAAUGCCUAUGGAGUCAUUGCAUUUGCUCAGAGUUCUUUAUUUAAGCAAAUUGAAGAAAUGGAACAGGACAGCUUGAUCACCCUGAAUAUUGAACGUUUAAUAGGAACAUAUGGACGAGUUACAGUAGAGUGGAUUGCUAAUGGGAGCAUAAGUGAUGUGUUUCCAGCUUCAGGAAUGAUUACAUUUUCAGAAGGUCAGGCCCUGUCCACAAUCACCCUGACAAUUCUCGCAGACAGUGUUGCAGAGCUUUCAGAGACGGUGGAAAUCACACUCACCCGUGUUACCACUGUGGAUGUUCAAGAUACCACAAAAGGAGCUGUCAUUGAUCGUGAAAGGGCAAGAGCUGUACUUAGCAUUUUACCCAGCGACUCGCCACAUGGUGUGAUUGAGUGGCAUAUGGAGUCUCUCUUUGUUAAAAUCACAGAGCCAGAAGGGCAGGAGAAUUCAACUACUGUUACUCUACUAAUUGUUCGAGAGCAAGGAUUUGUCGGAGAUCUUUCCAUUCAGUUGAGCACUGCACCAAACUUUGAACUCCCCCCCUCCAACCGAGCAACAGAAAAUGAGGAUUAUAUACUGGAAAAGAAAACAGUCAUUAUGGCAGAGAAUGCAACAACAACCUCUGUCAUAGUCACUAUUUUGCCUGACAAUAUUCCAGAAUUACAGGAGGGAUUUAUAAUCAAUAUUACUGAUGUGCAGCUGAUCACUUUUUCCUCUGGAGGCCAGCCAAGUGUGAAGAGACUUGGAUUAGAAAUAGCUGAAAUAACAAUUGAAGAAAAUGAUGAUGCCAGAGGAAUAUUUAACUUUAACGUUUCAAAGGAUAUCACUGGAGCUGUUGUUGGUUAUGAGGUACCACCACCACAGAACGUACUGAAACUCCCAGUUGUUCGACAGGCUGGGAGGUUUGGGUCAGCAACUCUGUACUGGGAAGCCAUUAAUUCAACUGCCAGCUUUGAAGACUUCACACCAUCAUUUGGAAACCUUACAUUUGCAGAUGGGCAGGCUACAGGAGAAAUAGAAAUUACAAUCAUAGAUGACAGUGAAGUUGAAUUCCUUGAGAUAUUCAAAAUUGCCCUGGUGAGGGUAACAGGUGGUGCAAGACUUGGGAAUGACACCCUGGUAACUGUUGCUAUUCCACCAAAUGAUUCCCCUGUUGGGGUAUUCAGUUUCGAACAAAAUAAUGUAACUGUGAAGGAACCUCAGACACCUGGUGACUCUGCUGCAGUUGUUUUGCUGAAUGUAAGCCGAAGUCAGGGAGGAAAAGGAGAAGUUACAGUGUUAUGGAUUCUUGAGGAAGCAGCCAGAUAUGAUCUGAGCCCUCUAAAUGGUACCCUUCAUUUCAGUGAGACUGAGUCCCAGAAGCUGAUUAUUUUACAUGCAAUACAAGAUGGUCUGCUGGAGGGGAAUGAAACAUUUACCAUUCAGCUAGUCUCUACUGGUGAUGCGGAGAUAUCCCCUGUAAAUGGUGUUGCAACCAUCAUUAUUUUGGGAGAUGAAGGAGCUUCUGGGGUGGUUGGGAUAGCCCAUUCAUCCCAGCACAUUUUGAUUGGAGAACCUUCUGGAAAUUAUAAUGGAACCGCUCUUAUUAGCCUGGUACGUGGCCCAGGGAUUUUUGGGGAGAUCAUAAUAUAUUGGAAUAUAACACCUCCUCAUCAGACAGAAUUUAUUGAGGUAUCGGGGACCUUGACCAUGCGAGAUAGGCAGUCUGCAGCAGUUGUUCUAAUACAGGCUGUAGAUGACGACUGUCCUGAGGAGAAGCAUUACUACCAGUUUCAGCUAACCAGAGUCAGUGGUGGAGGACUCAUAAAUGAAUCUAGCAGAGCAGCAAAUAUUACCAUGGCCGCCAGUGAUUAUCCAUAUGGAGAGUUUACAUUUUCCCAUGAACUAUUGCAAACAACAGAAGACGAAAAAUGGGUUAACAUCACUGUUGUGCGUUCCAGGGGAUCCUAUGGCAGAGUGCGUCUUUGCUUUCAGAUAAUAAAUGGGACUGCAGAGGAAGGAAUAGAUUUUAGUCCCACAGUAAGGGAAAUGGUUUUUGAACCAGGGGAGGAAAGUAAAAUUAUUUUGAUUGAAAUUCAUGAUGAUGACUUUCCUGAAGGCCCUGAAAACUUUUCAUUGAUGAUUACUGAAGUGGAACUCGAAGGAAGGGGAUUUGAUUUUACCGUAAGAGAGAAUGGUCUACAAGUGGAUCAACCACCAAUAAUAGGAAAUAUCUCCACAGUAUGGGUCACUAUUGCAAAAAGUGACAAUGCUGAAGGUGUCAUAGAAUUUGAUCCACAGUAUGUCCUUCUACAAGUGGAAGAGGAUGUUGGAUUAAUCAUGAUUCCUGUUUUGAGAAAGCGCGGAACUUACGGCAAUGUCACAGCUGAUUUUCUAUCUCGAAGUAUUUCUGCACUUCCUGAUGGUGUUGACUAUGUCGUUCAUAAUAAUACUGUAAUUUUUUAUCAUGGACAGAACCAGUCUUUUAUUUAUAUCUCUAUUAUAAAUGAUGAAGAAAGUGAAUUUGCAGAGCAAUUUGAAAUCCAACUGACAGGAGCCACUGGUGGAGCAGUGCUGGGGCUCCACCUGGUAAGCCAGGUCACCAUUGCAAAAAGUGACUCUCCCCAGGGCAUGGUCCGAUUUCUCAACCAAAGCCAAAUUAUUCUCCCCAACCCUGAUGCAACCACAACAGUGUCACUGGUGCUGGAAAGGACUGGGCGACUGGGGGAGGCACAGAUUAACUGGGACAUUUUGGGACCCAAUUCUGGAGAGAUUUUAUCUCCUCUGAAUAGUGACAUUGGUGACCCUGUGAAUGGAUCAUUCUAUUUUGAAGAAGGAGAAGGGGGUCUAAGAACAAUUAAUCUACAAAUCUAUCCUCAUGAAGAUGUUGAAGUUCAGGAAAUCUUCAUUAUUCGACUGAGUCUUGUGAAAGGUGAAACAGAAAUAGAUCCUAAGGCAAACAGCAUUACAUUAAUAAUAGAGAAGUUUGGUGAUCCCAAUGGAAUUGUACAAUUUGCUCCCGAAUCAUUAAUUGAGAGUAACUAUUCAGAGCCCUCAGGAGAAGAAGGGCCACAAAGUAUUACACUGUUUCUCAAACGAAGUCAAGGCGUUCUGGGGAACAUAACGGUUUACUGGGAAAUACGUAGUGAAUCUGACAUCACAGGUGACUUUCUUGAGACAGAGGGAUCUGUUGUCAUUGCUGACCAGCAGAGUACAGCUGAGAUAACUAUCUACCUGUUACCUGAUGAUGUUCCAGAACUGGAUGAAAACUACGAGGUACAGCUGAUUUCAGUGGAAGGUGGAGCAGAUUUAGACCAUGAGAAGGGAAUUUCAAAGAUCACAGUGUUUGCAAAUGACGAUCCUUAUGGAGUGUUUGCCUUGUACUCUGAUCAUCAGUCAGUAUUGGUAGAAAGAGCCCUGGAUCGCUAUGUUCAGAUUAAUGUAACUCGGCAUGCUGGGGCAUUUGGAGAAGUGAUGGUCGAGUACCGUGUCAUAUCUCCUUAUGAUGAAGCACUAAUUGAACCUGAGAAUGAGGUGGGAUUCCUCACAAUAAAGGACGGUGCCAGCUUUGGAGUAAAAAGAGUGCCAAUAAGCAACCAGGCAUUUAUUUUACUGGGCUUGAAUUUUACUCUGGAACUGACUAAUGUAAGCCUGGUUAGGGGAAGUGCCAAGGAAGUGCCUAAAAUAUUGGGAAUAGCAAAAUCUGUUGUGCUGCUUAUUCCUGAGGAAGCUGCCAAUUCACAGGUUGGCUUUGAAUCUGUGAUAUUACGACUUACAAACAUUGUAGCAGGGACAGGCCAUGCUGUCAUAACCAGAAGAGGAGCUUAUGGCUCUGUAAUAGUUAACUGGAUUUCAGGAUGCCCACCAGACCUAGUCACUGACUCUGUUAAACUAGGCAAUAUUACACCUCCAUUUGGUACUGUUGUAUUUUCCUCUGGGGAGGAAAGUAAAGUAAUUUCAUUUCAGGCUACUCCAAGCCUAAAUAAACCUGAGACAUUUGCCAUCACUUUAACAGCAGUGCACAGCAAUGUGUCUGGUGGGGCUCGCCUGAGAUCAGGAUUUACGAUAGCUAAUAUUGAGCCAAUGGGGAUCUUUCAGUUUGAUCUUAACUCAAGAUCAGUUUCAGUUGAAGAAGAUGUCCAGGUAGUCAGACUACAUGUUCAGAGAUUGUUUGGCUUUCAAAGUAAUCUCACUAAACUGACAUACCAGACCAUUCCAGGAAGUGCCAAACCACUAGAAGACUUUAUACCCAUCUACAAUGGAGAGCUUAUAUUUUUACAUUUUCAGACAAAUGCAGUGAUAGAAAUAUCAAUAAUUGAUGACACUGUGUCUGAAAUACAAGAAUUUUUUUUUGUAAAUUUGACUUCUGUGGAAAUUCUGGAUGUUCAACCUGCAAACCUUGACUGGAGUCCCCGUUUGAAUCCAGCUUUCAGUGUUGCGACAGUUAAUAUCCUGGCUAAUGAUAUUCAUCAUGGAAUACUAAGUUUGGGGCCAGAGUUUGUUUAUGUUGAAGAAGAUACAAACAGCAAUACCUCCAACAGAGCAGUGCUUCAGAUCAGAAGGACCAAGGGAUUUAUUGGUGAUAUUAAAAUAACUGUUAAAACUUUUGGGGGAGUGAGUGCACAGAGUGCAAUGUUUCCUUUUGGAAAUGUUUAUGGAAAAUCAAACUUCUCAUGGGCAAUGGAAGGAGAAGAUUUUGAAGAACAGACAAUCUCUCUGAUUUUACUGGAUGGAGAAAGUGAAAGCCAGGUCUCCAUAAAAAUUUUUGAUGAUGAUGAGCCUGAAGGACAGGAAUCAUUUUAUGUUUUCCUCUCAGAUCCUGAGUAUGGAGCUCAGAUUGUGGAAGGAAAGGAUGAACAUGGAUUUGCUGCUUUUGCAACAGUAAUUAUUUCAGGAAGCGAUCUCCAGAAUGGUAUUUUGGGAUUCAUUCCAGAAGUACAAAGUGGCCUGAUACUUGAUGAAGACUCAGAAAACAGAGAGGUGCUGCUGACUGUCGCACGGCAACCAAACAGGGCUUUUGAAGAUGUGAUGGUCUUCUGGCGUGUGACCUUUAAUAAAACAGCUGUUGUCCUUCUGAAGGAUGGUGUGAACUUGGAGAAUGAGCUUGUAUCUGUGCUGGGAGCCACGACCUGCAUGGCAGGUCAAACAACGUGCAACAUUUCCAUUGAAAUAAAACCUGAUCAGGUACCAGAAUUUGAAACUUAUAUUUUUGUUGAGCUGUAUGCUGUAAGCUCAGGAGCUGCUUUGAACAACAGUGCCAGAUUUGCUUUUAUAACUGUCCUGGAAAGUGAUGCUCCUCAUGGUUUAGUGUAUUUUGCUGUGGGAUCUCGAUUUGCUGUGGCUUAUAAGAAGACAGCUUUAAUCAGUCUUCAAGUUCUUAGAGACUCUGGUACAUCAGUAACUACAAUGGUUAGCUACAGUAUGCAGGAGCUACAAAAACCUGAACCUAUGGGACGGACCUUCAUAUCUCCAGCUGUGGCAGGACAAGAUUUUGUCAGAUCGAAUGGUUUAUUGACUUUUGAACACGGACAGAGAAAUGCAUUCCUGGAUGUGACCCUGACUCCAAAGACAGGAUCUUUAAACCCAUUUCCUAAACGUUUCCAGGUUGUACUUUCUAAUCCCACAGGUGGUGCCAGGGUAGAUGAUGUGUAUGGUAUUUCUAACAUCACCAUUGUCUCAGAUUUGGACUCCUUGCCAGUUUGGGGACUGAUUGAUCAACUGCAUCAGCCUCUUGAUGACACCAUUUUACACAAAAUCCUUCAGAAUCUGAAUGUCAAAGUGGCUACAGAAACUACAGAAGAGCAGCUUACUGCUGUGGUGCAUAUAAUAGAUAAGGUUACAGGUGUAGGUGAAAAACUGUUACUCACUGAUAAAAGCAGGAGUCUUUUCUAUGAGAUACUCUGUGCUCUGGCUAGCCCAAAACGUGAAGACACACAAGGAUACAGCCUGCUUGCUGAGGUGACUGAAAAGUUUGCUUUUUCUCUGUUGACUGGGAUAAAGUGUGGAUCACCAGGAGAAAGAGGCAAAAAUAUCCUUGACAGCUGCCCAUAUAUUGCAAUAAUGGCUCACAGCUGGUUUCCUCAGCAAAUAAAUGGACAUAAAUUUAAUGGAAAAGAUGGGGAUUCCAUUCAAGUACCUGAACAUCUACUAGAGGUGUCUGUAGUAUUAUCAUCUUCCCAGGAGGAGAACUGUGAAUCCGUGCAGUUCACAGAAUACAGCAGCCAGCAGUGGUUCCUUACUAGAGAUAAAGAGCUUGCCCUGAAGAACAAGGUUUUUUCAAUGAGCUUGAAGGGUCGGAGUUCACAACCUUUGAAAGAUAACAAUGAAGUCAUUUAUCGUAUUUAUGCUGAAGGAAGUCGGAUUGUUCCACAGAAGUCUCUGUGUCUUCUUUGGAAUCAAGCUGCUGAAAGCUGGCUGUCUGAUAGUGGGUUCUGCAAAGUGGUUGAUGACACAUCAGAUUAUGUGGAAUGCUCCUGUUCUCAUAUGUCUAUUUAUGCAGUUCAUGCCCAAACAGAUAAUUUGUCUUCAUACAAUGAGGCUUUUUUUUCUUCUGGAUUCAUCUGCAUUUCAGGUUUCACUUUGGCUAUCAUCUCCCACCUUUUCUGCACCAGGUGUACCAUGUUUGCAGCUAAACUUCUCACUCAUAUGAUGGUUGCUUGUUUGGGUACUCAGGUUUCAUUUCUGGCCUCUGCUUACAUGAGCCAGCAUAUCUCAGAGGAAAGCUGCUUUGCUCUCGCAUCUGUUACCCAUUAUCUUUACCUCUGCCAGUUCAGCUGGAUGCUUAUUCAGGCUGUUAAUUUCUGGUACGUCCUUGUGAUGAAUGAUGAGCACACAGAGAGGCGCUAUCUGCUUUACUUCCUUUUGAGUUGGGGGCUUCCAGCUUUUGUUGUUAUCCUUCUUCUAAUUAUCCUGAGAGGAAUCUACCAUCACAGCACAGCAGAGAUUUAUGGCCUUGUCUACGGUGAUCUGUGUUUCAUUCCAAAUGCCUAUGCUGCUCUCUUUACUGCUGCUCUGGUGCCAUUAAUGUGCCUAGUGGUGGUUUUUGUGGUGUUCAUCCAUGCCUACCAGGUGACUCCUCAAUGGAAGGCAUAUGAUGAUAUUUUCAGAGGAAGAACAAAUGCAGCAGAGAUCCCCUUGGUCUUGUACCUGUUUGCCCUGAUUUCCAUCACCUGGCUGUGGGGAGGACUGCACAUGGCUUACCGGCACCUCUGGAUGUUAGUCUUCUUCAUCAUCUUCAACAGUCUGCAGGGUCUUUAUGUGUUUGUGGUGUAUUUUAUCCUGCACAACCAACUUUGCUGUCCUGUGAAAGCAAGUUACACUGUAGACAUGAAUGGGCAUACAACUCCAGGAUCAGCAUUUUUCACGCAUGGCAGUGGCCUGCCAGCUGCGGGAGGAGAGAUCAGCAAGUCCACACAGAACCUCAUCAGUGCUAUGGAAGAGGUGCCUACAGACUGGGAGAGGGCAUCCUUGCAGCCUACUAGUCAAGCUAGUGCUGCAUUUAAGCAGAGUCCACAAAAUGGUAAUGUUUUCCACCCUUCUGGAGGAUUCAGUACCAGCUCAUUAGUUGCUGAUGAGGAAUCACAAGAGUUUGAUGACCUAAUAUUCGCAUUAAAGACUGGUGCAGGUCUCAGUGUCAGUGAUAAUGAGUCUUGUCAUGGCAGCCAGGAUGGUGGCAGUAUGGCUAACUCCCAGAUCGUGGAGCUUAGAAGAAUACCCAUAGCUGACACUCACCUCUAACUCCACAGCUUGCUUGGGUUUUUGUUGUUGUGGUGGUUUUUUAUUCAAGCCUCAGUAUUUUUAUAUUUUACUUCCUUUUGCACUAAAACACUAUAUGAAACUGUAGUAGAAUGCUGUUAUCUUUACUGAAUGUUUAAACAAGAAAUGUUUGCUUGAGGUUUUGUACAUCAGAAAAAAAACUGUAAAUUUUUUACAGUGGGUGAGCAACAAUUGAUACUGUGAUGAUUGGCCUAGAUUUGUAUCUUGUAAGUAGAUGAUACAUUUCAUAAACUGUAACCUUUUUUAAAUUAACCUGUACAUUAACACUCAUUAAUAAAGCAAUAGAGUCUGUUUGAUACAAACCAGUCUCCUAUUUCUCCCUACUGUUUAUGAAGAUGAAAAGUCAUGCAGACACUCUAUUGGAUAGGAAAGUGUUCUAGUAGCACAGUUUUUCUACGUUUCCCAAGCUAUACUCUUCUCACUGUUUUUUGAGUAACUAAAUCUGUGAACAAGACACAAGCCUGAGCCAAAGAUCUUGAAGUUUAAAUUCUGACAUGAUCAAUAUGUGAUGAUCUGAAACACACAGAGGAAAGGAGAGAUGAAGAACAAGAGUGAAACCACUAGCAGCUGUGUGCUUCUAAUUUCUUUACCUUGCUGGUUUCGUAAUAUUAAGAUCUCUCACUCUUUUCCCAGUCAAAAAACUCCCAGUGAGUUCAGUUUUAUGUUGAUCUCCAUGUAGAUAUUCCUGUUCUGACUGAAGGGUUCAAGCAUUGCAUUACAAAGCUAGAUCAGUAAUCUGGGGCCAUAAAAGAGUAAGAAAAGUUCCUCCCUUGGAAGAAAAAUAAACCAGAGGAAGUAUUUCAGAAGUGAGGGGGGAGGCAGGCUAAUCUUGUAGGAAUCAUUAACUCUGCUUGUGCACAGACAGUCUAGAGGAAAAACACAUUAAAGCAGGAGACCAAAGGAGUUUUCAUCUGAGCAUUUCUCAGUGUAGUAUAGAUGUACAGUAAAUGAGAGUGGAAAUCUUUUAUACCUUUCUCAAAACUUGACUAAAGGCUUCACACUGGGUAAGGUCUGAGCAACAACCACCUCCCUUUAAAAGAAAACUUUUCUUACAGAAAUCUUUCCAUGAAUUUUUAUAGAAUGAUAUGCAAAUGUUGCUCUGCCUAAUUAACUGAUGAGCUUAAAAAAAGCCAAAACCAACAAAAUAAAUAAAUCCCACUUCUGUGUCACAGUUCUAUAACAGCUAGUAGGACUGCACAGGUUAUAGUCAUCACCUGCAUCCAAGACAGACACCAACUUUAAGAUCUAACGAUGUGGAAGCCUUGACAGACACAGGAAACUACUUCUAUUCAGGAAAGCCCUUAAACAAGUGGUUUUUAAUUAUAUAUUUGAAUUGGGAAAUGUGAAUAUGACUAGUAUAUGAUCUGCUGUAUUGACUCUAAAGUUUCUGACUCACAGGAAUCUUGUUGGCUCUUUAUACUGGUCAUGGUAAAACAGAGAACAAAGCCAAGUCUUUUUGGUAAAUGUCAAAAGUUAAUGUGAGGUUGAAGGUGGGAGUGGGGGACAGUAGAUGAGCCUUUCCUUGCCGUGGGCAAUGCACAGGGCAGUCAGGAGGACCCUGAGCAGAAGGGGCAGCUGUUAAAUUUGAGUGCAGUGCAUUACAACAAAUACAUACAUGCAUACAGACUUACAAAGUGGGAAACUUUGUGUAAAUGUGAGCCAUCUAAGCAAAUUUUAUAAUUUACUUUUUUGCCCAAAAUACAUCUGAUGAAAAGGGACUUUCUGAGCACUUCAGUGAACUGCAAGUAUCAUUGAAAUAGUCAGUCUGGAGUUAAAAUUAGUUUUGGAUAUUUUGCAAUAUGGCACAUUUUUUGUUUUCCUCAUAGGAAGGCUGGCUCAUUCUUCCUGAGUAAACUGAGAUGAAGUAAACCUUGUUAGUGCUGAUCCUUCUCAUCUACCCACUAAAGGCUUAGUGUGAAGCUUGGCUCUACAGAACUAUUGCAACACUUGCUCGGUUGUGAGCAAGUGAGGGCUGUAACAGAUGUUUCAUUGCUCACAAUACAUGCUACUACAUGCCGUGAGAAAGCUUAUAAAAGAGGAUGUUUGAUUUGACUCAUCACCAUAAAUGUUAAUACUUCAUGUCACUUCAAUUUGUUGCACAACUGGCAUGGUUAAGGAUUUACUGUAAAUGCAUCAGCAUUUUCAGAGCAGAUCAGUAGGAUGGCAUCUGCUGCCAGCAUUUUCUCAAUUGUAAAUCUCUAGGUGGUACUCACAUGGUUUAAGGUCAUGAGAUGAAUUUUAUUAUUGUUCUAAAACCAACCCUUUUCUGGCAGAAAAUGUUCUGUCUGUUGGAGAGUCAGUGGUUUAGUAAAAGGAGUCUCUCCCAGCCCCUUUUUGCUGUUCCUUGGACUGGCAAAGACAGAGACAGGAGGAGGGCAGCUGUGUGCUCUGAGUCAGGUGUGCCCAGCAGCCACACCUGGGCAGGACCCGUACCUUUACACUUGGCGUAACUUAACCCAACCAGACUGAACGCCUCCUGCGGCUCCUUGAUCUCAGGAAUUAUUUAAAAUUUGAUUGAGAGUGUAAACAUUUCUUUGUUUCUAUGAGGUGAAAUAAUCUACAGCUAGGUAUCUUUCAAACCAAGCAUUGCCACACAGCCUGCCAUGCUGACUAACUCAUACAAGCCUUUGCAUUGCCCCUCUGUAGAGAAAAACACUUGCUGCCUUUUCUGUUUUCUUAUAAAGGAAGAUAACUUCUCCCCAAUAAGCCAUUUCACAUGUUUUGAAGAGUAGAAGGAGCUGUAGUUAAUAUUUACUGUAUUUAAUAUUAAUACUUAAUAAAAUAUUAAAUAACAGUAUUCACUACAAUAUUUAAUAGAAUGUAUCUAUAUUAUAUCUCAAUUAUUAUUUAAUAAUAUUAUAUUAUACUCUAUGCCAUACUAUAAUGUUAUAUAAUUGCUUGCAAGUUAUUAUAUUUCUAAUCUAUUACACCGUUACAAUUUAAUAUUAUAUAAUAAUAUUUAAUAUAUAACAUUUUACAGCUUACUGCGUGAAGGGGGUCCCUUUUCCAGACAAAUUUUACUUAAAACUACUUAGAUACAAUUGUAGAUCAGAUGGAUGAAAGGAUGUGUUUCAGGAGUUUAUUAUUGCUCACAUGCCAAUAUAAUUCACCUCUUUGAAAGAUGUCUGAAUGUAUUUCACAUUCAAAUGCAUAACUGCUGAAGAAUGCUAGGUUCAACAGACAUCUUUUAGGUGAUGUUGUAGAGAAAGCCAUUGAUUUCACCUUUUUUCCUGUAUAGCAAAAACAAAGCUUCGUGACAGUGACUUGAACAGAACUAUUCAGAUUACAUUCUUUUUUAGAACCCAGCUGAGGCCCCCAAUAUAUAUAUGUUCUGCCUCUACCAUUGUCCUGGUUUAGGCCAAAUUUGAGAAGAAACCUCCAAAUGGGGUUCCUCUAGAAAGCAAGUGUCACCUCCCCCAAAAUGGUUCGGGGAAAAGAUUUCCUUGGACAAAACUGGAAAAAAAUGUUUAUUUAACAACAAAAGUAUUCACAAACAUUAAAAAUUAAUAAUAUUAAACAAUAAAAACUCUUGCAGUUCUGAAGAGAUGGUAAAUCCAGAAAUUCCUUGUUGUGGGGUAUAGCUCAGCCCACUAAGUCUCUUAUCAGUCCCUCUGGUGCUGGAAAGUGCCGUGUCCCGAACCCCUUUGGGUCACAUUCGUGAACUCCUGGUAUUUGGGUUUUCAGUCCAGAGCAGGGCUGAACAGACCCAAGAAAAAGAAAAGCCACAGUCUGGGGAUCUUUUCUGCCUCAGCUGGCUAAAAACAAACAGCAAGGGAGAGCUCUGUCCCACUGUCUGUCCGUGCUGCAGACCACACAGCCCAGGAGCAGAAGGCAGAGGAGUCAGUGCUGUUUCUGAAAAUAAACUGCAGCUUCUUCCUUCCCCCUUUUGCUCUUGGAACCAUCUUAAAUGUGCAGAACUUGAUAUCCAGCAUAAACACAACAGAGGUCUGGGGAUACAAGCAUCAUAACGUCACCCCAGGACAACCAUGCAAAUGCACAGCUCUCCAAUAUUCUACAUCUAAAGUCAUCCUGUUGAGGACUCCUCAGUAAGAGCUUUGAUCUGCAAAGGAUUAGAUUAUUCUGGGAGCUUUACAGCAAUAAAGCUCCUAUGUGCUCAACAUAAAAUUAUGUUAAAUUCACUGAUCGUGUCAGGAUCAUGGUUAGACUAGAAAAUUGCUUAAAUUCAGGCACAGCCUGCUGUCAGAUGCAUUUCACUAUAGCUUGGUUUAUACUCUGGCCUUUGCGCUCCUAUUGUAGAUUUUGUUUCCAGAUUUUUGUUUUUAGUGUAAGCCACUAAGAAAUCAGAAUGUAUUUCAAAUUUCAAAUGGCAGCAGAAUUUACUCCUUCUGUGCUACUUCUGCUGACAGUAACAUGUGUGAAAGUAGCAUAUGCAAGAUUGGGCUUAUCUGUUCAAUAUGUUAUUCUGUUAAUUUUCACAGGAAAACAUUCAAGAAGAAUUUCUACUUCUAAUUUCAUGUUUCAAAAUUAUCUUCUUUACAAUAAAUACCUUGUAAAAAUUACAGUGUAACACUCUGGUACACAAUAAAUAAAUGGAAAAAAAUUGCAA
Molecule: messenger RNA, 32858 nt
Organism: Parus major (Great Tit)
Lineage: Eukaryota; Metazoa; Chordata; Aves; Passeriformes; Paridae
Gene: ADGRV1
Product: adhesion G protein-coupled receptor V1
Exons: 93
Coding region: 9545-28252 (6235 amino acids)
Biological process (GO): cell communication; cell surface receptor signaling pathway; negative regulation of adenylate cyclase activity
Cellular component (GO): membrane
Molecular function (GO): G protein-coupled receptor activity
Source: RefSeq, a predicted model, not a curated record